AUGAAAAUCGAUAAGCGCGCUGACGAUGUCAACGACGACGUCUGUUACGGGUACAUGCGUUUGACACACACAUUGGCAGUAUGCUGUGGAUUACCCAUCACUCGCAGGCGAACCGACGGUGUCGGCGAACACUACGAUGGAGACUCGGACGAAGUACGAGCUACCAACGGUAUUACCAUAUCGUUACGGCUGGACAUAUCGUUACAAAAAACUGUCCAACGUCGACGUCGAUUAGAAAACAAAGUGACCAUAGUAAAAACUAUAAAUAAUUUAUUGUCUCCUCGGUUUUUCGAGCCCACAGGACACAAGUACGCGUUCGACUGGCGCGUCGUGCACGUGUGGCUGGCGUACGCGACCCUGGACGCGUUUAUCAUAUACUACAACUACCUGGAAGCUUCCGGUUACGUCGGCGCGUCGUUCCGGAAGUGUUUCGAGGAGUCGUACUGCUUCGCGGUCAUCGAGCUGGCCAACCGGAACCUGGGCCCGUUCUCGACGUUGGCGUGCGCCAUGUUCUACGGGCGCCGGCACAAGGCGGCCGCGCUCGCCGGCACGGAGCGCGUGCUGGCGUUCAUCCGGGAAACGGACCGGGACGCGGCCGCGCUGCUGUCGCCGGCCGCCAAGUACUACUCGGCCGCGAUGAUCGUCGCGUACUCGGCGCUCAUAUGGAUGUACACGGCGGCCGUACCGGUGACCGUCAUAUUUUUGUACAGCGCCAACGCGCUGAGCCAGAUAGCCGUCUACAGCCUGGCCACGUUCCAGUACUACGUGCUGGGCCACGGUUACGCGCGCAUCGGCCAGCUGCUCGAGUCGGACGCGGCGGGCCGGGACGCGCGCCGGUCGCUGGCCGCGCGCGUGGCCCGCCUGGCCCGGGUGUCCGACGAGUUUGGCCGGCAGGCGGGCCACCUGAAUCGGGCGUACUCGGCGGCCCUGUUGCUCAAGUGGCCGUACACCGUCGUCCGCAUCACCAUGGUCGUUUUCCGCAUCAUCGAGCUGUGGGCCGCCGCGCAGAGCAGCCUCCCGUUCGCCCGCGUGGCCGCCGUACUCGUCGUCGAGCACGUGGGCGAGAUAUUCCUGUUCCUGGUCCAACUGUCGUAUUUCUGUUACGCGGGCGCCCGUCUGUCCAGUCAGGCUAACAGGACUGCAGCGAGCUUACAAAAAUUUAAACUUCAACAUAGAUCUCACAUGGACUUGGAUCUUAAAAAAACGAUUAACAUUUUUUGGAUACAAUUAAAUGCUAGGAAAAUAAAUUCAACAAUUGGAGGAUUUUUUAUUGUUAAUAUGGACCUAAUGAAAGCUAUAUGCGGUGUCAUUGCAACAUAUUUCCUAGUACUAAUUCAAUUCAAAAGUCAAAAAGGAAAAUCCAAACCUUUGUAUCACAUUUGGAAUUAG
Melanaphis sacchari is the source of this 1389-nucleotide messenger RNA. RefSeq lists its product as uncharacterized. Gene Ontology annotation, biological process: sensory perception of taste. The record is from RefSeq and is a predicted model, not a curated record. The transcript has 5 exons. Bases 1 to 1389 code for a protein of 462 amino acids. Lineage: Eukaryota; Metazoa; Arthropoda; Insecta; Hemiptera; Aphididae. Gene Ontology annotation, cellular component: axon; neuronal cell body; dendrite.